CGCCGGCCGUACCUCGCCGCGAGUGUGUGCAUCGUCCGCGCUCAGCGUUUCCACAACAUUCCUCGCGUGCAGUGAAACUUCAUAAAAAAAUAUUUUGUUGCAAAAACAAAUGGGCGUCGAUAGUGAAACGUAAACUUGUGAUGAUGCACAGUGUUCUGUGAAAUUUACGUCGUUUGACAGUUUGUUUUAGUGCAGUUUACAUUGUUUCCGAGUUCCGCCCGCUCGGAGGAGGACAGUAAGGGAGUGACAGUUUGCUGUGUUUUGUGCGAGUUUUCUUGGGGAAGUUCACUGUGUUCAUUGUCGGAGGCCGUCGUGAACACCGGCCCCGACAUGGAGGCUUACUUCGACAUCUCGAACGACCUGAAGGACGUCUGGGAGGCGGACAUUGACCCGGAGAUGCAGGAUGUAUUGGAAGAAGAUUCAGAAAUGACAGACUGGCUGAUCGAGAGGGAUUCCAAAUCAGGAGUAGUGCUGCACGACAGGUUGAUGACAGACGCGGCUUUGGGAGCCGCCCCAAUCAAGACAGAACACUCAUACAGUCUACAUUCAGAUGUUGAAUCCGCACCCUCAUCGCCACACCAUACCAAAGUUGACGACAUGGAAGACGAAUGCUACCCAGCAAUGCCAGCCAGCGCAUGGAGCAGCCGACGAAGGUCCAGUGACUCCCCUCCAAGAGAAGUAAAAGCUGAACCGAAGUCUGAACCAGAGUCCCCAGCGUCAUCCUGCCCGCCCUCACCCACCCCUGGAACACCCGUCACACACCUUGACUAUGUUAUUGACCACACGUCUCUUUACUUGCAGACCGGCACAAUUCACAUGCCACAAGCAGUUCUACAGAAGGUCGGCGCAGCGGGAAUGCCACAACUGCUGCUCAGCGCUGCGCCGCGUCUAGCCACCUCGCUCAACUCUAACAAACUUUCCAUCAAGGUCACUUCCAGCUCAGGAGCAUCAGGUUUCAACCUCCCUCCGACACCUCCAUCAUCCCUGUCUUCAUCAGACAGUGAGGGUGCCCUGUCUCCAGCUCACGAAGCGUCCCAAGCUCCACUAGCGCCCCCUGCGGCCCCGGCGCGUCGCUCGCACCUGUACGUGUCUCACCACACCCGGCAGCCCAUCAACACACCCUUGAUUAGCAGUCAACCGAAAGGGUCAACUGGAACACUAGUGCUAACAGAAGAAGAGAAACGCACGUUACUUGCUGAAGGCUACCCAGUACCAACUCGCCUGCCCCUCACCAAGGCUGAAGAGAAAUCCCUCAAGAAAAUCAGAAGGAAAAUUAAAAAUAAGAUAUCCGCACAAGAAAGUAGACGCAAAAAGAAGGAAUACAUGGACCAGCUGGAGAGGAAGGUGGAGAUACUGAUAUCUGAGAACACAGACUACAGGAAAAGGGUGGAGACGUUGGAACAGAAGAACGCGAGUCUGCUGAGCCAGGUCGCCUCCCUGCAGGCCAUGGUGGCGCGCGGACGUAAGUGACGGGCUCCACACUAACACUUGAUUGUCCAAGUAUGACGCUGUCCCAUAACGGAAUCAAUGUAUAUUUUAGACGUAUUUACAUACACGAGUGUCCGGGGAAAGAACUGUCAGCGUUUGAAUGGUUGCUCACUGUAAUUGAUAGUAAAUAGGUAUUCUGUGGUGCUGGAUCCGAUAUACCCACUGCGUCGGUAUACAAACUGUCAAGUGCCACACUAGAUAUUUAUUUUAUACAACUCUGAUACAGUUUUCGUUCGAGACGCGAGGGAUGACUUGAUAACAGGGAAUUAUAGUACUGGGGAUUAGAUUCGUAUCAAUAGUUAUUUACGCGUGUUCUUUGAAAUCUCGUAAUAUAUUAUAAUAGCGCUCUAACGGCGAUAAUUAGUGUGUAAGUUUUAUUUUAUGCGUGUUUUAAUUAAAAUGUGCAAUUAGGUUAAGGAUUUUAUUGUUACCCAAAGCAUACAUUGUACUUGUGUGGCUCGCCGUGCCCAGGUCGUGGCCGAAUCAUGUUGAUGGUAUUGACACUAGAUUAUCAAUAGAGACUACUAAAGUUAAUAUAGUUUGGGACAUAGCGUGUUGCCGAUACCUAUGGAACUGAGCUCGCGAGUCGCGGUGCGUCGUGUUAUCGGAAUCUUAGUAGCAUAAUAAUGUAAGGCGGACAAUGUACCAGCGUGCGUCUUACCGAUUAAUAUUGAAUUCCAUGAAUUUGCAUUUAUAGCGAAAUGUGUAUUGUCCUAGAGAUUUUACCUUGUAUUUAAGAUAAAGUUAGUUAUGUAUCUAAUAGUGGACCUAUUUAAAACCGAUUUGUGUGACAAGUGUUUUCGGUUAUGUCUAGUCUCUUGUAGAACCGUCAGGCCUCGUUCUGGAGGUCUUCAUAGAAACAUUAGCUGUAUUCUCAGUUCUGCGCUCUAUAUCGACAAGUACAAAAUAAUGGCAUGCCUUCAACGAGAAUAACGUAACUAACUCUAAUGAGCUAACUCAUUUAUUUACAUCCAGUAUUUUUACUAUAGUAGGGUUGCCUGCUGACAAAAAAUGGACAUGUUUACAGUUUGCCAGCGUAAAAAAAUAGAGAACGAUAUUAAAUAUCAGGUAUCUAUGGAUUGGUGAGCUAUCCUUUUUUGUGGACAGGUACCUAAAAGUUUAAUGAAUUAAUACAUAUAUAACAACAUGCUCUAGCAGAAUCUCCAGAUGAAUAGUCAGUGCAUUAGUAUAUUCGUGGUCUUGCCAACUCCGCCGUAGCUACCGUUCAGCGUGAUACUUCCAUAUAACAAACUGCUAGUGAUCUUUCUAACAUUCCAUUUCUUAGUAAUAUGAGUGACUUAAAGUGAGCUUGAGUACUUAUUAUAACUAAUUGUAGACUUUAGCGCCGAACACACUUCAAACCUUUGUUUACGGAGACGGUCCGAUUCACAAUACAGAAGCAGACUUUUUGUCCCACUCGUUUGUAUUAGUAAUCAAAAAUACCAACGUAAAUGUUCUCAGUAACACGAAUCGGAAAGGUACCGAAAAUAAAUGUUUCCAGUGCGCCUCGACUUUAUUUAACUAACUUUGUAAACAAAUUAACACAUUUUUUUUUAAAAUAAAACAAAAUGUGCUGUUAUAAAUUUUCGUUUGAAUAAUUUAUAAGACUAGCCAAUCAAAUGUUAGUUUCUUCCAAAUUUUAACAUUGUCGUUACUAAUCGACUUGUAGAAAUUAAUAUGAACAUUGUUUGUUAACAGAACUACAAUAAAUUGUAAGAAGUUUAACAAACUUGCUUUCUACAAAUCGAUUGAUAUAUAAGUGACAAGAUUGUAUAUUAUAUCUAAAUGUAUGAAGAGAUAUAUUUACCUGAAUGCCUGUAUAUAGGUAAUAUCAUUGUUUUGUGUAAUAAUACACUGUUUGUGCAAUUAAUUUGUUCUCUUAUACACUCGUAAAUGUUCUUCCUAUUUAGUAAUUUAAGAAAAUGUUCUAUUUAUAUAGCGCUGAAUUAAUAUAUCGACAUUAUUGUCCCUGACACCUCGGGGGAAGUUUUAAAGAAUUGAGAUAUAUUUUAGGAGAUUUUUUCUUAGGAAAUUUUAGAUAUAUACAUAUAUAUAUAUAUGUGAAACACUGUUUACAUGUCUUUAUCACUAUACAAGUUAGGUCUCUAGUAAAAUAUCGUUAGUACCUACGAUCCUACAUACAAGUUUAUUAUUGAAACAAAGUGUGCCUGCCUAUCAGCUAUUUGAUUUACUCGAUAAGCAAGGAUAGUGAAUUAUCUUUUAGAAAACAAUAUAUAAUUAUUUAAAGAUAUGAAAUAUUCAAUUCCUAAUAUGGCAUUUACCGUCUGCAAAAGUGAUUUUAUAGGAAUUAUAAUGAAUUAACUGAUGUUAGUAAUAUAUUUAACUUAUAAUGGAAUUAAUAUAUGAGAGAGGUGCGUUCGCGCCGGCUUUUUAUGACAUAAUAACUUGUAAUGUAAAUGAAAUGCCAAACAUACUUACUUUUAUAUGUUAGUAGGCACCAUACAUAUUUGGGUGACAAUGUUACGAUUCACGAGGUUGUUUUUAAUUGGAUGUUUGAGUUGGAUGUAUCAUGUAGAUGAGCCGACAUGGAUCGUAGUCUGUGGCACGCGCCGCCCGCGCCGACCGCUCCGCCUGGAGCCGAGCGCGUCUUGUUAUUCAUUAUAAAGUAAUUUUAUUUGAUAGUUUUAUUUGUUAAAACUAUACGUUACCUUGAGUCAUGAUUUGUUAAAUCGUUUGUUUUAUUAUUAUUUUUCAGUAACAUUGCGGAUUUUACUGUCACCCUUCUAAUAAAACGUCAAA
Spodoptera litura is the source of this 4248-nucleotide messenger RNA. RefSeq names its product Cyclic-AMP response element binding protein A (gene CrebA). The record is from RefSeq and is a predicted model, not a curated record. Lineage: Eukaryota; Metazoa; Arthropoda; Insecta; Lepidoptera; Noctuidae. Gene Ontology annotation, biological process: regulation of transcription by RNA polymerase II. Gene Ontology annotation, molecular function: DNA-binding transcription factor activity, RNA polymerase II-specific; cAMP response element binding.